UCACCAAUCCCAAAUAUUCUGACAUUCACUGUCAAAUCAAAAUAGAUAAAUUCUAUACAAUGGCACACAUUGCCAUAGGAUUCAUACCACAUACACAACUAUCAUUUAAAAGCAAUGUACUCUGCCAAGUCGAAUCCACGGCCAAUCUCCUCGCUGCCCAAGUACCCUCUCCUCGGCAAAGGCGCCACGGGAUGGGUCUUUAAGAUCAACCACAGAAUCGUUCUCAAGCUAUCGAUAGACUACAAUUCUCUGGCCAUGACGUAUGAAAACAAAAUGUACGAAAUUCUGGAGACGGGCGAGCCUAGCCCAUACAUUCUGCAAAGCAUCUUUCGCCAGCCAGGCAUGAACUUUCUACCAUUCAUGCCCGGCGGCUCGCUGAACGUACGCAUCAGGGCUUCUCAAACACGAGACAAAAACGAUAUGCUCGUGGCAGUCACCAAGCUGGAAAGUCUCAGCACUGUAAGGAAAUGGGCAAGUCAUAUCACAGAGGCAGCAGCCUGGCUAGAGGACCUGGGCCUGGCACACGGCGACCUCAGGCCACGCAACAUGCUCUUAGACGCGGCCGACAACUUGAAACUGGCCGACUUUGAUCUGUGUGCCGAGAUGGGCAUGAACAUAGUCAGGACAAGGUGCCCGUGGACACGCGUGUUUCAAGACCACGACAGUGGUGGUGCUGGUGAUGAAGACGGCCCAUGGGGCAUCCACAGCGCCAAAACCGAACAGUUUGCCAUUGGUUCCGUACUAUACUUUGUCUCCAGAGGCUACGAACCAUACGAAGUGACUGAUGGCAACGAAGCGACCGAUGGCACUCCAAACAGGACCGCCUUGUGGCGGCGUGGUAUAUUCCCCGUGCUCGGAGGCGGCAGCAUAGACACUGUGAUUGGCAACUGCUGGAACGGCGUGUAUCCCACGCUUGGACGUCUCAGUGAACAAUUCGCUGAUGAACCUCGUGGCCAGUGUCUACGGGUGGCUGAAUUGGCGGAGUUAAGAAGUAAAUGCGAAGAUGUGGCAGCGGACUUGGCUGAGUCGAGAGGAGGGGGGGACGCCUCAUUGAUCUUCAACGAUAGUCUGACAAAUAGACUUCAACCGCCGGAGCCUUUCUAGAAUGUUGCCAUGCGCUUGCAUGCAUAUGGAAAGAUGGCGAUCUUUUCACGCUUGUUUGCCAUGCACAUUCAGGAUGAAUAGCUCGCUGCCGGAGAUAGAGCAGCAAACAUGUCCGAAUCCCCCAUCCAUAGGACAAUUUUACCAAACUUGACACAAACGCGGCUUAGGGUCGUAUUCUCGCUUUUAUCCAAAGGAUCGACAAAGCCCCACGUUCAUUUGGGCAAACAGGGGAGAAAGCGUUGAAGACAAGCGACCUUCCUGCAAGAGCAAGAACGGUUUGCCAGCCCUUGUUUGUCUGUGAUUUAUACGGCGGGAGAAUGUG
Messenger RNA from [Torrubiella] hemipterigena, 1426 nucleotides. The record is from the annotation of a GenBank genome assembly. NCBI's taxonomy places the organism in Eukaryota, Fungi, Ascomycota, Sordariomycetes, Hypocreales, Clavicipitaceae.